AAGUCUCCUCAGCUGUAGCACCAAAGCGAGUACUAGUUUGUCAGGAAAGCGGAGUGAUAUGCACUCCGCCUCUCCAGUCUACUUGUGUCCAGGAUCUGGUGGACAUGGCACGGGCAGACGGAGGGAAGAAGCGGUGGAAAACGAGAGAAAAUCUUUAAGAAAGUAGGAACUACCGCUUAAACGUUACAAGAAAACUCAUUAUCAUGGCUUGCGUGCAUUGUUAGAAGGUAUGUGACUAAACGAUCAUUUAAUUGUUUCAUUAAGAGUAGAACUGAACUCAAGUGAGCUUUAUCAGUAAGGUACGCUGGGCAGAGGCUCGCCACUUUCCCUCGGAGGGCUGUGCUAACAGCUAGCAUAGCUUAGCCAAAGUUGUGAGAAGUUCAAAAAGUUUCUGGAAUGGAGGAAGAGGAGGAAGGGUGAAGUAGCUUAGGCGAACCGUUAAGAGGUAGAAAACUAUGGCUCAAAGUUAUAUUUUCAAGAGGAAACAACGUCCUAAAACGUGACUAGAUAGUAAUAGUUGUUAUGAGGUGUCUGACUAUAAGUUUAAGCUAAACAAGUUGUGUUCUGUUAACGUUAGCUAAGCUACUUAGCAAAUUCUCGAGGUUACUGAUAUUAGCUUGCUGCAUACCAGGAUUAGCUAAUGCCACUGAAAUGAUGUAUUAUAUUAUGACUGUGCGUAUUUUCGUGGUACAGUUGAACUAGAGCAGUACUAAACGCUAUUUUUACUACUAUUUGUGUAACGUCAGAUGCGUCUUUCUGAAUCCCUUUUCUCUUUCUCUGGGUGGGGGGUGCUUAACGUUACUACUCACCGAAUCGUUCUUCCAUAUUGUCUGUUCCCUGUACUUCAUACUUGUCAAGCAUUUCAGACAGAUUUCACACGGUCAAGCAAAGUAUUAUUCUUGAGUUUUCCAAUGUUGUGUGCUUUUAUAGACCCUGUUAAAGCGAGAAUGACGGCAUUAGGUUAACUCAGAAGAGACCAAACUGAUAAACAGCUACUUAUGCUGGCCAAUAUUAGGAAAAAUUUUGUUGUUUACCACCUCCAGUUUUCUUCUCUUCCAAUUUGUAUGGAGGGGUUUGGGUUUUUGGAACGAGCCUGAGAUGAGUAUUGAUUCUCUGUAUGAAUUAUAUCCCAUGGCUUCCAAAACAGUCCCCUGGCAUGUUAUCUACAAUUAAGGCUGGUGGAGUAGAACGCUCGCUGUGCAUUGCUUGGAGAAAUCAAUCUGGAGAGGAGCUGGGAGUUGUUGUUGUUGUUAUUUGUUAGCCUGUCAACUUGCACCGGUGAGACCUGCUGCAGCGCGUCAGUUCGACAGAGGUCCUGAUCUCGGCUCCUGCAGCCUGCACCCCCUCCCUCCAUCAGUGGUGGUGACCCAGCUCCGGACUGCUUGCUGCAGGGCCCUUCCUGAGCAGCAGCAGCUGCGUCCUGCUUGCUGACUCCCCUCCCUCCCCUGCUUCCUGUCCUUGGUCAGACAAGGCUAAAGCCUCCUCUCCCCUACCCCACCCCUCAUCUCUGUUGGCCUCUCAUAAUCUCACACACACAUUCACACACUCAAGUGGUUUCUCUUGUUGACCACACGUUCAUACACCGUUUUAGGCUACUAACGCUAGUUGGAGAUCAUCAGCAGGGGACUUGUAGACCCCCUUGGUCUCCCUGGAGUGAGUCCUCCUUUUCACCUACACUACAGCCUCCAGCAUGACCUCCAUGUCCAGUCUCUUCUCCUUCACAAGCCCAGCAGUCAAACGCCUGCUCGGCUGGAAGCAGGGAGACGAGGAGGAGAAAUGGGCAGAAAAGGCAGUGGAUGCGCUCGUGAAAAAGCUGAAGAAGAAGAAAGGCGCCAUGGAGGACCUGGAGAAAGCUCUGAGCUGUCCCGGGCAGCCCAGCAAGUGUGUUACCAUUCCAAGAUCACUGGACGGCCGGCUACAGGUUUCCCACAGGAAAGGUCUGCCUCACGUAAUCUACUGCAGAGUGUGGCGCUGGCCAGACCUCCAGUCCCACCACGAGCUCAAGCCCCUGGAGGUGUGCGAGUACCCGUUUGGCUCCAAACAGAAGGAGGUCUGCAUCAACCCAUAUCACUACAAGCGAGUGGAGAGUCCUGUGCUCCCUCCUGUCCUGGUACCGCGGCAUAGCGAGUUCAACCCACAGCACAGCUUGCUGGUACAGUUCCGCAACCUCACCCACAACGAGCCGCACAUGCCCCUGAACGCCACCUUCCCAGAGUCUUUCCAGCAGCCACACAGCGGGGGCGGCAGCAGCAGUGGAGGAGGUGGAAGCGGUUCUUUUCCCAUCUCUCCCAACUCUCCGUAUCCUCCUUCUCCUGCCAGCAGUGGUACUUAUCCAAACUCUCCUGCCAGCUCGGGGCCCUCCAGUCCAUUCCAGCUCCCAGCUGACACCCCACCCCCAGCCUACAUGCCCCCUGAUGAGCAGCUGGGCCAGGAGAGCCAGUCCAUGGAAACAAGCAGCAGCGUGGUGCCGCAGAACAUGGCCAGAGGAGAUGUGCAACCAGUGGAGUAUGAGGAGCCAAGCCACUGGUGCUCUAUUGUCUACUAUGAACUCAACAAUCGUGUAGGAGAGGCUUACCAUGCCUCGUCAACCAGUGUGCUGGUGGAUGGCUUCACUGACCCUUCCAACAACAAGAACCGCUUCUGCCUCGGACUGCUGUCCAACGUGAACCGCAACUCAACAAUCGAGAACACCCGCAGACACAUCGGCAAAGGAGUGCACCUGUACUAUGUGGGAGGGGAGGUGUACGCGGAGUGCCUCAGUGACACCAGCAUUUUUGUCCAGAGCCGUAACUGUAAUUACCACCACGGCUUCCACCCCACCACUGUCUGCAAGAUCCCCAGCGGAUGUAGCCUCAAGAUUUUCAACAACCAGGAGUUUGCUCAGCUUCUGGCCCAAUCGGUCAACCACGGCUUCGAGGCUGUCUACGAGCUUACCAAGAUGUGUACCAUUAGGAUGAGCUUUGUCAAGGGCUGGGGAGCUGAGUAUCACCGACAGGACGUCACUAGCACCCCCUGCUGGAUCGAGGUGCACCUGCAUGGGCCCCUCCAGUGGCUGGACAAGGUGCUAACACAAAUGGGUUCGCCUCUCAACCCAAUCUCCUCUGUGUCCUAAUGAUGGACUUGUGGGAGCUUGGGAGGUCUAAUUUUGUUUUUGUUUUGUUUUUUUUACUUUACUCCCCCUCAGUGAUUUAUAAUUUAAGGUGGUCUUAAUGGCUGAACUGUUUACACUUAACUUUGGGAAGGGAUAUUGAAAUUCAACAGCAGCAGCAGCUGGAAUCAGUUGUUGAAGCGUUGAGUAACAUUACAAGCAAAUACCUGGAGAAAGAGAGGAAGAAGGAAUGCCCGAGUAGCAGUAACAACACGGACACACUACUGCUCGACAAUGCUACAACAACUGCAAGAAUUGAGGGCUACAUCGUCAAGUUUAAAUCUGUCAAAUGUUAAUUUUUGCAUCAAGUUUUAUUGUUUUCUCAAAUGUUUUUAUUUCUCUGUAUGUGUAGUUUUUAAUGAAGCAGAACUAUUUCACUACUCUGCCUUAUGUCCGACAGACAAAUUGGAAUUUUACUGAACACUUUUCGUACAUUGUUGUCUCAAUGUCAGAUAUUUACAAUUAAGAUAUAGACACGAUAAUGUUUACCAUUAGGCUCAGAUAUAACAAAUGCUUUCUUUUUAUAGUCUCUACUGCUAGAAAUGUACACUGAGCUACUGCCUUUAAGAGAAGGUUAUGUAUGCCAACCUGAUAGUUUUUGAUAUGGGAGAUCAAUCACUGAACAAGUUUAACAUGCCAUAAGCUAACAACAUUGUGAAUGUUACAUCUAUUGCAAUAGUAGUCAUUUAUGAUAUAAUCAGACAAUGAACAUCAUCAUUAUUAAGUGAGAGUGACUAUUUUCAAUACUCACUGUAUUAACAAUAUUGUGCACUCGUGGAUUUUGUGGAGGCAUAUUAAAUUUUGGCGUGGGUACCAAGGCAUUAUGUUAAUUGACUUCAUUAGCUCAAUGAAAUAAACAGGUUAUUUGGUAACAGUG
Siniperca chuatsi (mandarin fish) is the source of this 4025-nucleotide messenger RNA. RefSeq names its product SMAD family member 5 (gene smad5). Gene Ontology annotation, cellular component: heteromeric SMAD protein complex. Gene Ontology annotation, molecular function: DNA-binding transcription factor activity, RNA polymerase II-specific; RNA polymerase II cis-regulatory region sequence-specific DNA binding; I-SMAD binding. The record is from RefSeq and is a predicted model, not a curated record. The transcript is spliced from 7 exons. Lineage: Eukaryota; Metazoa; Chordata; Actinopteri; Centrarchiformes; Sinipercidae. Bases 1691 to 3112 code for a protein of 473 amino acids. Gene Ontology annotation, biological process: BMP signaling pathway; SMAD protein signal transduction; anatomical structure morphogenesis.